Messenger RNA from Melampsora larici-populina 98AG31, 1365 nucleotides. RefSeq lists its product as uncharacterized. Lineage: Eukaryota; Fungi; Basidiomycota; Pucciniomycetes; Pucciniales; Melampsoraceae. The coding region runs from base 1 to 1365 and encodes 454 amino acids. The transcript has 5 exons. The record is from RefSeq and is a predicted model, not a curated record.
AUGGAUGAAUGUAUGAAUAUCAUGGGUUAUGAAAUCGGCAGACUCAAGAUGACCACUAAUUUAAAUCCGAUUCAUUUCCCAUUCAUUAGAUCUUACUUACGAGAAAUCAGAAAGUUUCCAGACAAAAUCACAAGAUCUUAUCUUUUGAAUUUAUUGCAUAAAAGAUGUAAAAGACCAUAUGGGAAUCAUCCGAAAAGAGUUCAAAGUAGAAUACUCAAAUCGAUUCAUUUUUUAGAAACUAUUAGAUUGAAAGUAGCAGCAGCUAAUUCUGGACAUUUAUUAAUGUUUGAAGAUUUACUUAAAGAAGCGUUUGCAAGAAAAGGAGAAAGAAGAGAAAAGUUUAUAAAUCCAUAUUUAAUACCAUCAGUUCAACAAAUUCCCAAAAGUUUAAGGUAUCCAGAAACCCGAUUUCCAAUUUAUCCACCUAUCUUAACCAAAUUAAUCACCAGUUCACAGUCUAAUCAGUUAAGAACGAUUCCAAGUCAAGUUGAUUUACAAUCCAUUUCACCUACUUCGAUCAUCACGACUGUAUGGUCAGAUUUACCAACCGAAUUCCAACCUGAUUUAACUCAUCUAGGUAAAUCUAAUGGGAUGGGCAUCAUGUGUUCUUCAAGACAAAUUAAUCAUCGAAACAAAUUGAAAAAGAAAUGGAUUGAUGGAUUGAUUGGGGCUCCUUUAGGAGUUAUUCAGGAUGAAAAGAUUCGAAAGGUUGAAACGUUUGAAGAAGUUUCUAAAAGGAUUCUGGAUGAGUUUGGAACUGACUUAUCGGUUGAAAUUUUGAAAGAAUCGUCCAAGAUGUUACAAGAGUUGAUUGCACAAUCGUCCAUCAAAGGAAACUCCGGUACACCUCGAUACUCUUUUUCAUCAAACCUAUCUUCAAAUCCAAAUCCAACUCCAAACCGAUUGAAUCCAAUCAGACCUAUCCCAAAUGAAAAUCGGAUUCCCAACAAAUUACCAACCUCACAUCCUUUUUCACCCACACCACUGAACCAUUCACACGAUCCGAUCGAAUCAUUAUUACCCAAAAGAUCAAGACUUCAACCGAAAGAAGACACUAUAAAUCUAAAGAACGGACCCAGAAGAUUGACCCAUAGAUUUAUUAGAAGAAGAUACCAAAGUGUUUUGAAUUUAGUUCCUUUGAUUACUAUUCCUGAUGAUCAUCAAAAUCGCAAAGUUGAAGGAAAAGGAAAGCUAAAAGGAAAGGAAAAGAAAGGGAAAGGAGAAAUUACAGGGAUUGGUAGAAGUUGGAUUACUCCUGGUAGUGCGAAUGGUAGGAAAGUUUCUGUUACGAGAGCUGGAGUUGGCUUGGGGUCUGGAAGGGUUGGGAUUCAUGGGAUGGAUCAUGAAGAUUUGAUUUGGUUAUGA